Rotaria sp. Silwood2 is the source of this 1245-nucleotide messenger RNA. NCBI's taxonomy places the organism in Eukaryota, Metazoa, Rotifera, Eurotatoria, Philodinida, Philodinidae. The record is from the annotation of a GenBank genome assembly.
AUGACUGACACAAUGUCGAAUAAUCAAAGAACUCCAUUUUCUUUUUGGCGUUUUAUUCAAGCAGAAUUUACUCGUGAUUAUAUGCUUGAAUGUGAAGAACAAAAGUAUUUAGAAAAACGAGAAAGAAUAUAUAAUUUUCUUUUAAUGUCAUCAAGUCUUGAAAAGUUUAUGCUCUAUGGAUUUUAUCAAUGUUUAGAUACAUUUUUAUAUGUAUGGACAUUUUUACCCAUACGUAUUGCACUUGCUCUUAUACAAGCAAUUGGUACAUUAUGUCGAUUACGAACUUCAAAACCUAAUCGUUUAUUUGAACCGGCACAAAUCAUCGAUAUUGUCAAAGGACUUGUUGUUGUUGGUUGUGCUACGCCUAUGUGUUUUAUGGAUAUUUCAGUAGUAUAUCAUACAGUUCGUGCUCAAGCAGCUAUUAAACUUUAUAUGUUUUUCAAUAUGCUCGAAGUAUGUGAUCGUUUAUUAUCUUCAUUCGGUCAAGAUACACUUGAUGCUGUUUAUUGGACAGCAACUGAACCACGUCGUAAACAUAGUGCUGGAAAAUUAUUGUUAUGGCUUAUUAUAGCUAUUGUUUAUUGUAAUUUGUUUAAAAUACUAACAUUAAACUAUGUAGAAAUAUUUAUUUAUGAUUUAUUUCUAGCAAUUCAUGCAAUACUUGUUCUUCUACAAGCCAUCACAUUGAAUGUUGCUUUUAAUUCACAAAAUAGAAUGUUGUUAAUUAUAAUGUUAACAAAUAAUUUUAUUGAAUUAAAACAUAGUGUAUUUAAAAAAUUUGAUCGAAAUAAUUUAUUUCAAUUAUCAUGUAGUGAUUGUCGUGAACGUUUUCAUUAUGUUAUUUUAUUAUUUGUUGUUUGUGUACGUAAUCUUGAUCAAUUUAAUUGGGAUAUGAGUCAAUUUUGGCCAUUAAUUGAUUUUAUUGUUGUUGUUUUUGUUGUUGAAUUUUUUGUUGAUUGGGUUAAACAUGGAUUUAUUUUAAAAUUUAAUGAACUUUCAUCAGAAGUUUAUCGAGAAUAUAUAUUAAGUUUAGCUCAUGAUAUGGUUAAAACAAAACAAGAUAUUGCUCUAUCCGAUUAUACAGAUUUACUUAGUCGUCGAUUAGGAUUUAUUCCAUUACCAUUUGCUUGUUUAGUUUUUGGUGUACUCGCUCAAACAAUUAAUGUUAAAACUACUCUAGCAGUAAUUAAUGUUCUAUUGACAUUUUUAUGGUANUUCUUCGUUUUUAUUUACUUUAACAAAUAA